AUGCGCAACCCGAUUAAAGUGAUAACUCGUAGCCAUACGCCCCCGAAGAUUCGGCCUUCAUUACGGCGCAUUCGCCAGUGUCCCCAUCCAUGUCCGCUUCUAUCGGUAGAAGAGAUCGAACAACGGCCUGGUAUUGUUGAUGAGCGGCAACCUGGGAUCCGGAAGCUUCACUGUAUCCCCAUCUUUCGAGUCCGCGAUACGCCACUCCGCUCACUAUACCGGCUCAUCGAAUGCGCCCAGGCCAGUGACUUCAUCAUGAUGGGCUACGAAUGCACAUACUUCUUCCACCACUGCGAGCCUCGAUGGCUACUAUCAAGAAUCCCGGACCCUGAAGACGAAGACCCAGUCCGGUAUGCCUUCUUAGCCAGCAUGGCUGAAGCCCGAGCCGAUGCGUUCAACUGGCGACUCGAGCUUGGAAUGCGUAGAAACAACACACUUGAUAAGACUGAAAAACGCAGUACCAACUUCACGCCGGAAAGGGCGCCAUCUUGGACGUUGAAGGUUGGGCCGGUUGAGAGGCCUCUUGCUUUUGGUGAGUCUGAUUCUGUCCCUGUGACGCCGGAGCAGCAUUUCCUGGAGAGAAACAUCACCAUGCCAAAUGGUUAUCUAUAUACUGUAUGA
Molecule: messenger RNA, 621 nt
Organism: Trichophyton rubrum CBS 118892
Lineage: Eukaryota; Fungi; Ascomycota; Eurotiomycetes; Onygenales; Arthrodermataceae
Exons: 2
Coding region: 1-621 (206 amino acids)
Source: RefSeq, a predicted model, not a curated record